This is a messenger RNA of Selaginella moellendorffii, 783 nucleotides long. RefSeq lists its product as uncharacterized. The transcript is spliced from 2 exons. The coding region runs from base 169 to 759 and encodes 196 amino acids. The record is from RefSeq and is a predicted model, not a curated record. NCBI's taxonomy places the organism in Eukaryota, Viridiplantae, Streptophyta, Lycopodiopsida, Selaginellales, Selaginellaceae.
GGCCGGGUAUAUUCUCGCACCAUUAUGAAACUAACCACGGUUUGGAGAGUUUCGUAAGGAGCUGGCAGUUACUGUGGCCACGAAUGUGGUGCUGCCACGUGUGGCAUUUCACAGUGCUGUGAAAUUUGGGGUUUGGUUGUGGAAAUUAGGGCUCUUGGAUGGACUGGAAUGGCUCGUGCUGGACACUCGGUUAGAAGAAAUCAAAGCAAGAAGGGGAGGUUACCAGCGGUUAUUUGUUUUGAUUUUGCAGAGAAUGCGAGCAAUCCACAGCCGGCACCGUCACCUCAACUCGUGGAGCUCGAGAAAGCUUUGGCUGCGGCCAUAGACAAGGUAAAAAGGAAAACGAUAUCAAAGAAAAACCCCCAAAGAAGCUCUGGUUCGAUCCAAAAGCUUUUGCUCUUCUUCUUUCCUUGGUUUUCUAUCCUAGCUUUGUUGGUCAGACGGAAACUCUCUUUCGCGUGUUUAGAUCGAGCAAGGCGAGCAAGGAGCAGCAAGCGAGGUCAAGCGAUUCGGAGGCACACACGAGAUGCUCCGGAGUAUCAAUCGAGACGAGGAGUCGAAGGAACAGCAGUCGAAACUCGCGACGGCAAAGCCUCCAGGUUUGAGAAGAUCGAGAGAAAAACUCCAUACACUUUACUUUCUCCAAUCCAGGACGAUGAGCACCAAUCCAGUGGAUCCGGAGAGGGUCUGUUGCUCGCUGUGAAUAAGUUCCUGUCCGCAAAAGAAGCCCACCACCAUCACCACCACCACCAUCACUGAACACUCAGAGGAGAACGAAGCUCU